UUUUGGUUGGAUCCCUUGUACCUGAAGAUGAGCCUGCGUGGCUUGUUCUCAUGGAUCUGAAGGACAUUACAGAGCUUAUUGUUGCCCCUGUGCAUAGUGAUGACUCGCUGGCUUUUUUGGAAAGUAAAAUCACUGAGCACAGGCAGAGAUACAAAGAAUUGUUCCCUGACAUCAAGCUGCUUCCAAAACACCAUUAUUUGGAGCACUACCCCCAGAUGAUUAGGCUGUUUGGUCCAAUUGUUGGGCAGUGGACAAUGCGCUUUGAGGCUAAGCAUAGCUUUUUAAGCAGGUUAUCAGACACACAAGCUGCUUCAAGAAUGUGCCACUCUCAUUAGCCUCAAAGCAUCAGAUGAUGAUUGCAUACCAUCUGAGCGCUCCGUUUCUGAGCAAGUCUGACCUAGAGGUCUCUGCUAUAUCCACUCUACCAGUAGACUUACUCAAAGAGGAGAUAGCCCAAGUCAUCAGGAAAAAGUUCUCUGACACACCUGAGGUUCACCUUGCACAGUGUGUGACAACCAAGGGUAUAACAUAUAGGAAGGGAAUGAUACUGGCCCACAGAGCAGUGGGUGGAAUGCCUGAAUUCAGUGAAAUUGACCAAAUCUGCAUUUUACAUGAGAGUAUAUUCUGUAUUGUCAAAGAGCUAUGUGGUUGGUACAGAGAGCAUUAUAGAGCCUUUGAACUCAGCCAAGCACCCACAAGAACAUUCACUGUCAUGGCACUCAGUGAACUCCUUGAUACUUGUCCGCUUGUUGACUACAAGAUUGGAGCAACCCGCAUGGUGACUUUGAAAAGGCAUAUUGAAAUCAAAGCUUUGAAGAUGGGGACUCCUGUGAUCCUUAAGAUCGUCUUGACUGAUGGCAGCUCUCAGAGGUUGACUCUUUCCCAUGGACUCCCUGCAUCCAUUGAUGACCUUAUGAUUGAAGUCAAGAAACAGUGUGGACUUCAGGGCAAUUUUCGACUUCAAUUUAUGGAUUCCUUGUUUGGAAAUGAGUUCCUCAACCUUACCUCAAUUUCAGAAGCAGAAGACAAAGGUACUCUUAGAGUCAUUGAUAUGGCAAUGCCCCCAACUUUGCCGUAUAAUAAUGAGAUGGGUUCUCCAGUCCUAAUACCCCAAGCAUUCAACCCUUUGUCUUCCUCUGUAAGUGACUCUUCGUCCCUCUCAGCUGAAUCUGUGGAUACAGAUGUACUGUCAUCGAGUGAGUCGACGAGCUCGCGGUCUUCUUGGCCAGCUGUUUUUCAUGUGCCUAAGUUCUCCUAUGAUGCUGAAUUAAAACUUCAGCAGGCAAGUUUAGCCUAUAUUCGAAACGGCACUGUACUGAUUCCAGAUCCCAAGUUGAAGUCAGCCAUCCUUGAUGGUUUAGUGGAGGAAAUUGUGCAGUAUAAAGUUUAUGUCAGUGAUAAGGAGAUGAACAGGUAGCCCAGAGUCUUAUCAAGACACAUCCAUGUUUAACUGAGAAGGGGUCCUGCAGUGGAUGUGGCGGAUGGAAGACCAGUUUAAAAUAUCUAACUACCGCACACACCUGAGAAAACUGGGUUGCCCAGAGGUAACAGUGAACUCUUUAAAAAACAAACCUGCAGGAAGAUGCAGUGCAGCCUUUGGUGUCAAAAAGGCAAAGAGAGCAGAGGUGAAUUUUUGCCCGACAUACCCAACAGCAGAAACUGAGGAGAGUCUUGAGGCCAUGCAGAAAGCUCUACUAUUAGAUGUAAAGAAGAGGAACAACAGGGAGGUUGUGAAACUCAAGAUGGAAAAGACUUUUGACACAGAAGACAUGAAGUAGUUUGUGAUGGACCAAUGGUGGAGGAUUUCAUGGCGAGGUGGCCUGCCCUAUUUG
This is a messenger RNA of Micropterus salmoides (largemouth bass), 1832 nucleotides long. RefSeq lists its product as uncharacterized. NCBI's taxonomy places the organism in Eukaryota, Metazoa, Chordata, Actinopteri, Centrarchiformes, Centrarchidae. The transcript is spliced from 2 exons. Bases 350 to 1417 code for a protein of 355 amino acids. The record is from RefSeq and is a predicted model, not a curated record.